UAGGGCUAACAUGAGCAGGUGUAAAGAACAUACUGGAGUGUGAUGGAGGUGGACAAGGCAGCAGAUCUUUGGUCAGCUUCCUAAUGAGAACAGGACGGAUGAGGAAAAUCUGACAUACCGGGCAAUGUAGGAGUUAGCUAACUCCAGAAGGUGGCAGUAGAGCAACAUUAAGGAUGUAAGCUGCCUGUAAAACCCAAAGAAGAAGAGGUAUUGCGCAGGAUCGCCAUGGCAACGUACAUUGCCGAACAACAACUCUGAAAGGGUUUCACCUCAUUACAUCCAUGAGUUUCACCUAUCUCUUGCUGAUCUCUAGCACAAAUGGACCUAGCUAUGCAUUCAUGAUAUGGACGGUCUCCGAAAGGUUGCACAUGCCUCAGCCUAGUUAUGGUUCACUAGACGGCUAGCUAAAUGCUAGUCAGAACGGCUAAGGUUACUUGUUGAUUCUCUAGCUAAGGCUAUCACAUUCGGACACGUUCCCAUCACUAUGGCCGCUUCAGUUGAAGAGGUAUCUUUAUCCGUUGUACGGGAAUAUCUAAGUCGAAAGGGACUCAGGAGGACGAUUGCCUGUAUGGACGAGGAGCAUCCACGCACAGAGGCCAGUGUCAACAACAGAUCCCACUUAAGGCAGAUUCUCAACAUGGAGGGUCUCUAUAGAAAGAACAAAGCUCUGAACUCCCCCCUGAAAACUUUACUGGAGAUUAUUGUAAAGCAUCGCAUUGAGGGCCUCAAGAAUGACAAGAUCACCUGCAGUAAAAGUGAUCCGCUGCCGUCUGCUCGAACUAUGACCUGGAUUGCUAAUUCUUCUGCAGUAUCACCAACAGUGACGAAUGACACACAGACAGAGGAUUGCACAAGAUCUUUUGUUAUUAGCAAACAUGUCAAAUUGAGGUCUGAUAUAGGAGAAUUCUGCCCUUCUCAACCACCGAUGGCUUCCCUCCAGGACAAUGAUAGCUACAUCAGAAGAGAACCGGAAAAAAAGGCUCCCACCACUGAGAGCACCCAAAGGAGCAGAACUAAUCGAAUUAGACGUGGCAUGAUGGCUGGUCCAAUAGCAAGCACAUCUCAGGAAUCAAACAAAAAAAGGCAGAAUCAAAGGCUAGAAGUGUCCCAGCCACAGCUCAUAAAAAAGGAAGAAAACAGGCAUGUUGGGGAUGCACUUUUAGUGGCUGGCGUACAUCAAAAAAGCUCUGCAAGCGGCCUAUGUGAAAUCACCUCAGCUGACUGCGUAGGAGUGCAACGGGAGUUGUGCAUUGCACAAGAGAGAGUGCAGAGGGAAAACAGCUUUGGAAAAGUGCAACAAGACCUACUGAAGACUAAAAAAGUUAAGUCUUUGCCCAAGCCAAAUGUGGCUCUCUUGGAUGUGUCUGAGAUGGUUUUGGAUGACAUUGAUGAUGACGACGAUCUGCGAGAACUCUCCAAAGUGUCCUUUCCAAGAACUGUCGCAGAGCACAGCUGUGCAGGCCGCCCGAUGAACCAGCACACUGCCAUGGUUGGUGAUUUAGACCAGUACUUCUUUAAAAAUGCAUUUGCCUUUGUUUUAGUUUUCUGUUUUUGUUUUCAACAGGAAUUGAAAGCGGUUCUUCUUGGUUCCAGCCUAAAUGGUUUCAGUGUUGAAUGGAGGAAUCAGGGUUUCACAUUCUUAGAUACACAUGACCUGAGAUACGGAAUCGUACAGAAGAAGGGUGGACCUUGUGGAGUUCUGGCAUCCAUCCAAGCCUUUGUCCUAAAGAAACUGCUUUUUGAAAACUUUGAAAGUAGUAAUGCAGGCCUUCAGAUGUUAAGACCUUCUAACACUACCAGGAGAAAGUGUCUUGUUUUAGCAGCUGCUGAAAUACUGUGGAGGGCUGGCGAGGGAAAACAAGCCACAAUUGCAAUAAAUUCAAGACAAAAUCAGUUUACCCCAACUGGACACUACAAAUCUGAAGGAGUGCUUGAAAAGAUAACAUGUUUUACUGUGGAUAACAUCAAGGACCUGCAGUUACUUCUGGAGCGGCAUCUUGAUCAGUUUGAGACCGGGGUGUUAGGAUGCAUACUGUUCACCAUAUCUGCUGUUCUCUCUCGAUCCAUUGACAAAGUAAGAGACGAUAUGGACGUGCCCACCACCACACUCAUUGGAGCCCAUGGCUACUGCACUCAGGAGCUGGUCAACCUGUUGCUCUGCGGCAGAGCAGUUUCUAAUGUCUUUGACAAUGACAUGGAGCUGGACUCUGGCAAUAGCAACAUGACUCUACUCAAGGGAGUCAAAGGCCACUGUGACGUUGGCCUGCUGUCCUUGUUUGAACACUAUGACAUCUGCAAGGUAGGGGCUUACUUGAAGACUCCAUGUUACCCCAUUUGGGUGGUCUGCAGUGAAAGCCACUUCAGCGUGUUGUUUGGCCUGCAGAGAGAGCUAUUGACUAAUCAGGACAAAGGCCUGGAGUUUGACCUCUACUAUUAUGAUGGACUGGCCAAUCAACAGGAAGAGAUCCGCCUCACUGUCUCGGUUGGCAAAUGGGCCCUGGACUGUCAACAUGUCGACACUGAUCUCAUUCCACCACUGGAGCACUGUAUCAGAACAAGGUGGAAAGAUGCGUUUGUCAAUUGGAAUGAUACAGAGCCUAUUCUCUGACUGAUCACAAGGUUUGAUGUUGUUUUAGUUAUGUAUUAACAUCCAUUCUGCAUCACCAAUACAAAUACUUUUGCAUACAUUCUUUGAAGGUUUAUUUACCCAUAUAUUUUAGCAUUAGCAGUGUUUUAUCUCUUCAUAGUGAGACACAGUGUCCUGCCAUUUGUUUACAUUAAGGCCUGGAUCUUUUAGAUCACAUAAUGCCUGUGCAGCUGGAAGGGUUCGGGCCCAAAUUGGGAUCAUAACGGCCACAAAUU
Etheostoma cragini (Arkansas darter) is the source of this 2862-nucleotide messenger RNA. RefSeq names its product MINDY lysine 48 deubiquitinase 4 (gene mindy4). Lineage: Eukaryota; Metazoa; Chordata; Actinopteri; Perciformes; Percidae. Bases 485 to 2608 code for a protein of 707 amino acids. Gene Ontology annotation, molecular function: K48-linked deubiquitinase activity; cysteine-type deubiquitinase activity. The transcript has 17 exons. Gene Ontology annotation, biological process: protein K48-linked deubiquitination. The record is from RefSeq and is a predicted model, not a curated record.